Messenger RNA from Danaus plexippus (monarch butterfly), 906 nucleotides. RefSeq lists its product as uncharacterized. The coding region runs from base 81 to 782 and encodes 233 amino acids. The transcript has 7 exons. NCBI's taxonomy places the organism in Eukaryota, Metazoa, Arthropoda, Insecta, Lepidoptera, Nymphalidae. The record is from RefSeq and is a predicted model, not a curated record.
AUAAACUUUGAUUUGACGUUUCUAUUUCAUAUUAAUCAACAAUUACUUUUUUAUAUCCCAAAAGGUAAUUUUCGUACAAAAUGAAACUCCAAAUCUUCGCUGUUCUCUUCUUGAUCGCAGGCUCCUACGCCUUGCCCUCUUAUAACGAGGGUGUCAUCGUAGUUGGCCAAAAUGAGCUAGCACAAAAAAGUAUCGUUGUUGAUCAAAUCAAAUGGGUAAUUGAACUGAUCAGUAACAUUAUUAAGGGGGUUGGUUUGGACCCCAUUCAAGUCGAAGAACAAAGGCUCGAUAUCGAAAUACCAUUCUUAUUGAAAUUCAAUGCUUUUAUUGAAAACUUCCGAUUCGCCGGUACCAGUGACAUCAAGAUUCACAACCUAGAGUACGAUCACAUCAUUAACAGACUGGACCUCGACGUUUCUCUUCCAGAGAUCGUGUUUGAAGUUGGAAACUCUGGUCUGUACAUCCAAGUCUUAAGCAUUUACGAACUGCUUGAUGCCGAAUUCAAGGGCAGAGUAUCCAUCAACUCGAUCCGUCUCGCUGCUGAAGUCAAUGUAGAUGUCAGUAUCAUCAGCGGCAUUUCCCUACGCAGCCUUUCAAUCGACGUUAGCCUUGGUGGCAUUGAGUCUGACCUGACAUUUAUAGUGAACAACAUUGACGGCUCCGGGAUUCUCAACAAUAUUCUUAACGAAAGAAUUCCCAAUUACCUCAACGAAAACCGGGAACGCAUCAACGGAUACCUGGAAUUCGUUGUCAGCCUCAUUCUCCGCAUCGUCUGGGCCUAAUGUUAAUAUUUUAAAUUAAUUUACAAUCACUGUCUACAAUCAAAUAUAUCAUUGACAUCAUGUAUGUCGCUAAAUUCUAAUGUUUUAUAUUUUUAUACAGAAUAAAAGCUAUUUAGUAAAUGUA